Molecule: messenger RNA, 1496 nt
Organism: Vigna unguiculata (cowpea)
Lineage: Eukaryota; Viridiplantae; Streptophyta; Magnoliopsida; Fabales; Fabaceae
Product: transcription factor bHLH118-like
Biological process (GO): regulation of transcription by RNA polymerase II
Cellular component (GO): RNA polymerase II transcription regulator complex
Molecular function (GO): DNA-binding transcription factor activity, RNA polymerase II-specific; protein dimerization activity; RNA polymerase II transcription regulatory region sequence-specific DNA binding
Source: RefSeq, a predicted model, not a curated record
CAUAUAAGGUCCCUCUCCUCUCAAACAAAUCAACACAUUAAUUACCUCAAACAACAAUGUUUCUGUUUCCUUAGCGAAAAUUGAGGAUAAUACUUUGGAACAGUACUGUUGAUCAAGCUGACCAAGAUGUUUCCUUUACAACGCGGCAAUGAGCUGGUGAUCCAAUUUUCUAAUGCUCUCCAACCGCAACACAAAAUCUCUAAAGAUCUCGUUCCGGAUGAUCACAACAGCGAUAAUUCUCCCCUUGUCGCUUAUUCAGAUAAAAAAUUGAGUACCAGCCGCCACAACAAACUCUUUUAUGCGCCUGAACCAAGUCAACCUAAUUCUGCAGAAGAAGAACAUGCAAAAAAGAUGGUUCACAGAGAGAUUGAGAGGCAAAGGAGGCAAGAAAUGGCAACCCUUCAUGCCUCUCUUAGAUCCCUUCUCCCUCUUUCCUUCAUCAGGGGAAAGAGGUCGAUAUCUGAUCAAAUGAGCGUGGCGGUGAAUUACAUAAAGCACCUGCAGAAGAAUAUUAAAGAAUUGAAUGAGAAGAGGGAUAAUCUGAAGAAGAAAAUUGCCAUAAAUUACAGCCUCGAAAGCCGUGAGAAGAAGCAUGAAUCUAGUGGUUUCACUGUCCACCAAAAAAGUUGUGGAACUGUGGGGAUUGAAUUCAGUGGAUUGAGUGAGGAAGUGGUUUCACUUUCUAAACUGGUGGAACUAGUGUUAGAAGAGGGACUUGAAGUUGUUUCUUGUCUUUCAACUAAAGUCAAUGGCAGACUACUCCACAGUUUGCAGUGUGAGGUUGUCAAUUCCGACAGUGUAGAUCUAUCUGAACUGAGAAGAAGAUUCUCCGAUGUAAUUCCAUCAUUUGGAGUUUCUGAAUAAAUUUGGAUAUUUCUAGGCUCACUUUCUAACUUGUUCUUAAUUUGUCACUGUGUUACACUGCAUAUAUGUUGGACACUCUUUUAAUGAACCUUCUACUUUAAGUUUUGGGAAGAGAAGGGACAAAACUUGUGUAGAUAAAAUUUGAGUCCUCUUUCUCUUAAUAAUGUAUACGCUAUUUGAAAUUUAACAUGAUGGAGAGAGUUAAAGUUUCAUUGAGUUUAUAACCUCAUUUGAUCUCUAAUUACAUGACAGAAUUACUUACCCCUUGAGAAAUCUGUUGGCCACUAUUAUACAAUUAAUUUCGUGAUAUAUAGAUAUAAUGACUCGUCUGUUUAUUGAUUGAUCAUAAUUUCACACUGAGUAAUUAAUUGGUAGAAGUAUUCCUUCUGAUUUUAACAUGUUUCUUAGGUUUGAAUUAUUUUCAGGUUGAAUGUUGAAAAUUUGCCCAAAGACUGUGGGGACCUGCAUAAAAAUGUUUAAAUUCGUCUUUUAUUAAAAAUUAUUUACCUUUAACAAAAGAAUGGUAUAUAUGUAAUAAGAAUCUUUAGACUUCGUGACCAUAACUAUCUCAAAACUCAAAGCUUUUAGGUAUAACAGCAUCAUGAUUAUCAAACAAAAAAAAAAAAGUGCCC